AUGCCCGCCCCUUCCACCACCCUCCUCAUUGAGGGCUCGUUCACCGAACUCGCCGAUGAGUUCGCCCAGUACAUCGAUGCUCUUCGCAAGCCCGACGCCGCCGCGUCCAGUCUCCAGGCCGACAUCGCCCCACUGUUGGAACCUCUGCGUCAGCAGGAACAGUCUGGUACCGAACCUGAUCGCAAGCAGCGCGAUGAGGUUCUGAAGAAGCUGGUCUCCGCCGCUGCCGUCCUGAAUGCGGCCCCCGAGAAGGAGAUCAUCUCCGCCUACAACCUCCUCGUCCACCUCGUUCAUCAGGCCUCCGAUCCGGACAUGUUCCUCUCCCGCAUCUGCUCCUACCUCGCCAAACCCAUUUCCGCCUCUCCCCAGUUCGGUCCCUCCCUGGCCAUCUCCAUCUUGUCCACCAUCUUCAACACCCUCGCUCCCACCGAUUCCAGCCGCUACCACGUUCUUCUGGCCAUCGUUGCCGUCAUCCGCCAGGCCGGUGCUUCGGUCGCAUUCGACGCCCUCAAGCCCCAGCUGACCUCCCAGCUGCCUGCUUGGCUCGCCGCUUGGGAGCUCGAGGCUGAGGAGGCCCAGCGCCUCCACCUGGCAAUCGCUGAUGCCGCUCAAGCUGCCGGUGACGCCGAGCUUUCCCAGUCCCAUGUCGUCCAAGCCCUGCAGACUAUCCCCGCAGCCCAGGCCUCCAGUUCCGAAGCCCGCGAUCUGGCCGUUCGUGCCCUGACUUCUGCGCUCACCUCUCCCGCCGUCUUUGACUUCACUCCGUUGACCGCUUCCGACGCCGUUCAGGCCCUGCGCGCCAGCGACAGCACCCUCUUCGAGCUGCUCGAGAUCUUCACGGCCGACACCCUUGACGCUUACGAGGCCCUCAUUGCCACCAGCCCUCUGGCUGGUAUCUCAGGUGGUGUGCUGGCCGAGGCCGGCGAUGCUCUGCAGACCAAGAUGCGCCUGCUCACCCUGGCCUCGCUGGCCGCUACUACCCCCUCCCGCUCUCUGCCCUAUGCCACAAUCGCCAAUGCUCUGCGGGUGUCGGACGAGGAUGUUGAGAAGUGGGUCAUUGACACCAUCCGUGCUGGUCUCGUCGAGGGUAAGCUUUCGCAGCUGCGCUCUGAGUUCCUCGUCCACCGCGCCACCUACCGCGUCUUCGGUGAGAAGCAGUGGGCUGAGGUGCAAGGUCGCCUGAUGGUCUGGCGCCGUAGCCUGGAACGCGUUUUGGGUGUUGUCCGUUCCGAGCGUGAGCGCUUCGUGCGCGAAGGGCUGCAGGCGGCCCAGGCGGCUGAGGAGGCUGCUCAGGGCAAGUCCUCCGAUAAGGGCAAGUCGGGUGACCGUCGUCGCCAGCAGGGUAACAACAACAACAACAACCAGAACCAGUCUUCGACCCCGGCCGCUCCUGUCGCCAGUGCACCCGUGGAAGCUGUGGUUGAGUAA
Messenger RNA from Aspergillus aculeatus ATCC 16872, 1428 nucleotides. Its product is annotated as PCI domain protein. The transcript has 2 exons. Gene Ontology annotation, biological process: cytoplasmic translational initiation. Gene Ontology annotation, molecular function: translation initiation factor activity. Gene Ontology annotation, cellular component: cytoplasm; eukaryotic translation initiation factor 3 complex. The record is from RefSeq and is a predicted model, not a curated record. NCBI's taxonomy places the organism in Eukaryota, Fungi, Ascomycota, Eurotiomycetes, Eurotiales, Aspergillaceae. The coding region runs from base 1 to 1428 and encodes 475 amino acids.